Molecule: messenger RNA, 822 nt
Organism: Paraphaeosphaeria sporulosa
Lineage: Eukaryota; Fungi; Ascomycota; Dothideomycetes; Pleosporales; Didymosphaeriaceae
Product: carbonic anhydrase
Exons: 2
Coding region: 1-822 (273 amino acids)
Molecular function (GO): zinc ion binding; carbonate dehydratase activity
Source: RefSeq, a predicted model, not a curated record
AUGCUUUUCUCAGCACUGGCUCUUAUCGCUGCAUCCGCGACAGCUGUUGUCGGAUGCCCCCAGCACUCGAACCACAAACGAUCACAUCUGCAAGGGCGCCAGACCGACCCCAAUGCAAACACCACGCAAAACAUCUGGGCAUACGAAGCGUCUUUCAAUUGGGGCAAGCUGAGUCCUGACUACCGCCUCUGCCAAACCGGAACACAACAAUCUCCAAUUGCUCUCUCCCUCGGCAAUGGUCUAUCUCUCAACCACGUUCCAACCUUCAACUAUACCGGCUCAGUUCCUGGCAACUUCUACAACUGGGGCUAUGGUCCUGCGUUCACAGUAGCCCACAAUGGAGAUUGGACAUCGCAUCCCAGCUUCACUUACGACAACGAGACACUCUAUCUUAAGGGUUGGCAUAUUCAUGCCCCGGCCGAUCAUUCCGUCGGAGGAGACCGCAGCAAGGCCGAGAUGCACUUCGUCCACGUCGAUGCAGAGGGCCACGAGGGCGCCGUCUUAGCCUUCCGCCUUGAUCCUGGUAAUUUCAACAACACUUUCUUCGACCAGCUCCCUGCGAUGAUUGGGUUCGACGAGAUGCAAACAGAGGAAUCCAUUGAGAUGGAUCUCUCGCUUGCUAUGGAGUCGGUGCAGUACUUCAACGAGUUUUGGAGUUACCAGGGCAGCUUGACCAGCCCGCCUUGCCAUGAGGGUAUCAGGUGGUUCAUUGCUAGGCAGAUUAUGUUCACUGGUGUGGAGCAGAUGCAAGCGAUCUUGGGCGCAAGCACAUACUCAGCAAGAGCUGAGCAAGAGGUUUGGCAGCACCGUAUCAACGAGUAG